This is a messenger RNA of Pipistrellus nathusii (Nathusius's pipistrelle), 2157 nucleotides long. Lineage: Eukaryota; Metazoa; Chordata; Mammalia; Chiroptera; Vespertilionidae. The record is from the annotation of a GenBank genome assembly.
AUGACGGACGCCAGCAGCAAGAAGGAGGGCUUCAAAAAGUGCCGGAGCGCCACGUUCAGCAUCGAUGGCUUCAGCUUCACCAUCGUUGCAAACGAAGCCGGAGACAAGGCUGCCGGGCCGCUCAACCGCUUCUCCCGCUUCUCCCGGUCCAAGUCGCAGAGCUGUCUGUGGAACUCCAUCAUCGACGGGCUCACGGGGAACGUCAAGGAGAAGCCGCGGCCAACGAUCGUCCACGACCCCCGGCCCCCGGAGCAGAUCCUCGCCGACGAGCUGCCUCAGCUGGACAGCCCGGAAGCCUUGGUGAAGACGUCCUUCAGGUUACGGUCUUUGGUCAAACAAUUAGAGAGAGGCGAGGCUUCAGUGGUAGAUCUUAAGAAGAAUUUGGAAUAUGCAGCUACAGUGCUUGAGUCUGUAUACAUUGAUGAAACCAGGCGGCUCCUAGAUACGGAGGAUGAGCUCAGUGACAUCCAGUCGGAUGCGGUGCCUUCUGAGGUCCGAGACUGGCUGGCCUCCACCUUCACGCGGCAGAUGGGGAUGAUGCUCAGGCGGAGCGAUGAGAAGCCGCGGUUCAAGAGCAUCGUGCACGCAGUGCAGGCUGGGAUAUUCGUGGAGAGAAUGUAUAGACGUACAUCAAACAUGGUUGGACUGAGCUACCCAGCAGUGGUUAUAGAAGCAUUAAAGGAUGUGGACAGGUGGUCCUUCGAUGUCUUCUCUCUCAAUGAAGCCAGCGGGGACCAUGCCCUGAAAUUCAUUUUCUAUGAAUUACUCACACGCUACGAUCUGAUCAGCCGCUUCAAGAUCCCCAUUUCUGCGCUCGUCUCAUUUGUGGAGGCCCUGGAAGUGGGAUACAGCAAGCAUAAAAAUCCUUACCACAAUUUAGUGCAUGCUGCGGACGUCACACAGACGGUGCACUACCUCCUCUAUAAGACAGGAGUCGCUAACUGGCUGACGGAGCUGGAGAUUUUCGCUAUCAUCUUCUCAGCUGCCAUCCAUGACUAUGAGCACACAGGAACCACCAACAACUUCCACAUCCAGACCCGGUCUGACCCAGCUAUUCUGUACAACGAUAAGUCUGUAUUGGAAAACCAUCACUUAAGUGCAGUUUAUCGCCUUCUGCAAGAGGAUGAGGAAAUGAAUAUUUUGAUCAAUCUCUCCAAGGAUGACUGGAGGGAAUUUCGGACUUUGGUAAUUGAGAUGGUGAUGGCCACGGAUAUGUCCUGUCAUUUCCAACAGAUCAAGGCGAUGAAAACUGCUCUGCAGCAGCCGGAAGCGAUUGAAAAGCCAAAAGCACUGUCCCUGAUGCUGCACACGGCAGACAUCAGCCAUCCAGCGAAGGAGUGGGACCUCCAUCAUCGCUGGACGAUGUCACUGCUGGAGGAAUUCUUCAGACAGGGGGACAGAGAAGCAGAGUUGGGGCUGCCUUUUUCUCCUCUGUGUGACCGGAAGUCGACCAUGGUUGCUCAGUCGCAAGUAGGUUUUAUCGAUUUCAUCGUGGAGCCCACCUUCACGGUGCUCACGGACAUGACUGAGAAGAUCGUGAAUCCGCUCAUUGAGGAGACCUCCCAGGCGGGCGGGACAGGGCAGCGGCGAUCAAGUUUGAACAGCCUCAGUUCUGCAGAUGCGAAGCGAUCGGGGGUUAAGAGCGCAGGCUCAGAAGGAAGUGCCCCAGUCAACAAUUCCGUCAUCCCUAUGGAGUACAAGAGUUUCAAAGCCACUUGGACUGAGGUCGUGCACGUCAAUCGGGAGCGGUGGAGGGCCAAGGUGCCCAAAGAAGAGAAGGCCAAGAAGGAAGCCGAGGAGAAGGCUCGCCUGGCUGCGGAGGAGAAGCAGAAGGAAAUGGAAGCCCAAAGCCAGGCAGAAGGCGCGGCCGGCCAGGCGGACAAAAACACACCCGGGGAAGCUCAGAGUCAAGUCAACGGAACGCGUCCCAACAAGAGCCACAACGCUCGUGGGAAAAACGCCAAAGAGAAGCCGUCAGGAGACAAGCAGCAGAACGGUGACUUGAAAGAUGGUAAAAAUAAGGCUGACAAGAAGGAUCAAUCCAGUGUCGGAAAUGACUCAAAGAAAGCAGAUGGCACAAAGAAGCACUCUCAUGGCUCCCCAGCCCCGAGCACCAGCUCCACAAGUCGCCUUACCUUGCCAGGGGACUACGGAUAA